AUGGCAACCAAACAAGACGACACCAUAUCGUCCCCACCACCCUGCCAAACCGGCCCCAAUCCAAACGCCAACCAACAACCUAAGAAGAGCGCUCAUCUCGACCCUAGCGCCCAAGCCACACCCCAGCAAGUCUCAAAGAAAACCCAAAAGUCGAAGGACAAAUCCCCCUUCAAGAAAGGCUUGAAGUCGGUCGGACGUUGCCUUGCGGUACCGUAUAUCUGUUGCUGCUGCAUAUACCACACUCAGAUUACUGAGAGGGAUCCGUGGGGAGCGCCGAACCAUCCGAAGCGGAGGGAGAAGAAGGAGAUGAAGAAGAGGGCUAAGGGGGAGAAGACGUUUACUGCGUCGUAG
Molecule: messenger RNA, 351 nt
Organism: Trematosphaeria pertusa
Lineage: Eukaryota; Fungi; Ascomycota; Dothideomycetes; Pleosporales; Trematosphaeriaceae
Exons: 1
Coding region: 1-351 (116 amino acids)
Source: RefSeq, a predicted model, not a curated record